This is a messenger RNA of Pseudomyrmex gracilis, 8935 nucleotides long. It is a transcript of the gene SERCA, whose product is annotated as calcium-transporting ATPase sarcoplasmic/endoplasmic reticulum type. The transcript is spliced from 14 exons. Gene Ontology annotation, biological process: intracellular calcium ion homeostasis; calcium ion transmembrane transport. Bases 365 to 3373 code for a protein of 1002 amino acids. Gene Ontology annotation, cellular component: membrane. Lineage: Eukaryota; Metazoa; Arthropoda; Insecta; Hymenoptera; Formicidae. The record is from RefSeq and is a predicted model, not a curated record. Gene Ontology annotation, molecular function: ATP hydrolysis activity; ATP binding; P-type calcium transporter activity.
UUUUGUUCAGCAGCGCAGGCGUUGCCCCCUUUUGAAUGUCUGUUUGUUUCGCUUUCCCUUUUCCGUCGCGUAUACGACUCUCCUGCACGUAGAGGUCCUAGUCGAGAACGGCGCGUCGACGCACCGACGAUGCGCACCGACGAGUAGUCAAGUGGAUUGAAAGAAAAAAAAAUCAGAAAGAGACAGCAGUGUGAAACGGUUUUUCUCGGGGGUGGCCCGCACCCCCGCGCAGCACUUCCGAGUGAAAAAAAAAAAAUAAUAAGUUGAAGAGGUGAAGACAGAAGCACUGAAACUGUUAGUUUGAAUGAACAUAUAUAAUCGCUGAGAGGAUAACAUUAGUGAACCAGUAUAAAAACCAGUAAUCAUGGAGGACGCCCAUUGCAAAACCGUGGAAGAAGUAGUAAACUACUUUAAUGUCGACCCUGAUAAAGGAUUGUCUACUGAUCAAGUAAAGAGGAAUCAAGAGAAGUAUGGUCUCAAUGAAUUGCCAGCUGAGGAGGGAAAAUCCAUCUGGCAACUCGUAUUGGAACAGUUCGAUGAUCUUCUAGUUAAGAUUCUUCUAUUAGCUGCUAUUAUUUCUUUUGUAUUAGCCUUAUUUGAAGAGCACGAAGAUGCUUUUACGGCCUUCGUCGAACCUUUCGUUAUUCUGCUAAUUCUGAUCGCCAACGCUGUGGUUGGUGUCUGGCAAGAACGAAAUGCCGAAUCCGCGAUCGAGGCGCUCAAGGAGUACGAGCCGGAGAUGGGUAAAGUUGUACGUCAAGACAAGUCCGGUGUCCAGAGGAUCCGGGCCAAAGAGAUCGUGCCCGGUGACAUCGUAGAGGUGUCGGUCGGCGACAAAAUUCCGGCCGAUAUUCGUCUCAGCAAGAUCUUCUCGACUACUCUUAGGAUCGAUCAGUCCAUCUUGACUGGCGAAUCGGUGUCUGUGAUCAAGCACACUGACCCCGUGCCCGACCCACGUGCUGUAAAUCAGGAUAAGAAAAACAUCUUGUUCUCUGGUACCAACGUCGCCGCUGGCAAGGCCCGUGGUAUCGUCAUUGGAACCGGCUUGAGCACGGCCAUUGGUAAGAUCCGCACAGAGAUGUCGGAGACCGAGGAGAUCAAGACGCCGUUGCAACAGAAAUUGGACGAAUUCGGUGAACAACUGUCGAAAGUGAUUUCCGUGAUCUGCGUCGCCGUAUGGGCCAUCAACAUCGGCCACUUCAACGAUCCGGCUCACGGUGGAUCCUGGAUCAAGGGCGCUAUUUACUAUUUCAAGAUCGCCGUCGCUCUUGCCGUAGCCGCUAUUCCCGAAGGUCUGCCCGCUGUAAUUACGACUUGCUUGGCUUUGGGCACCAGGCGUAUGGCCAAGAAGAACGCCAUUGUACGAUCGUUGCCGUCUGUCGAGACUCUGGGUUGCACGUCUGUCAUCUGCUCUGACAAAACUGGCACUUUGACGACCAACCAGAUGUCCGUUAGCCGAAUGUUCAUCUUCGACAAAAUUGAAGGUAACGACAGCAGUUUCCACGAAUUCGAGAUCACCGGAUCGACUUACGAACCCAUUGGUGAGGUUUUCCUGAGGGGACAAAAGAUCAAAGGACAGGAUUACGAGACGUUGCACGAGAUUGGCACCAUUUGCAUCAUGUGUAACGAUUCCGCUAUCGAUUUUAACGAAUUCAAACAGGCAUUUGAGAAGGUUGGCGAAGCUACGGAAACUGCCUUGAUUGUUCUCGCUGAGAAGAUCAACCCGUUCGGUGUCUCAAAAUCUGGUCUAGAUCGUCGAGCUGGCGCUAUUGUCGUCAGGCAAGAUAUGGAGACGAAGUGGAAGAAGGAAUUCACGCUGGAAUUCUCUCGCGAUCGCAAGUCCAUGUCGUCGUAUUGUGUGCCUCUGAAGCCGACGAAGCUGGGAACCGGACCGAAGCUGUUCGUCAAGGGUGCGCCCGAGGGUGUAUUGGAUAGAUGCACGCACUGUCGCGUCGGCGGUCAGAAAGUUCCUCUUACGUCGACCCUGAAGAACCGCAUCCUUGACUUGACUCGGCAAUACGGAACCGGUAGGGAUACUCUGCGCUGCCUCGCUCUGGCCACUGGUGAUCAUCCGAUGAGACCCGAUGAUAUGGAUCUCGGCGAUUCUACCAAAUUCUACACAUACGAAAAGGAUCUCACAUUUGUCGGUGUGGUAGGCAUGCUUGAUCCACCUCGUAAGGAGGUGUUCGACUCAAUCGUCAGGUGCCGUGCUGCUGGUAUCCGUGUCAUCGUCAUUACCGGCGACAACAAAGCCACCGCUGAAGCUAUCUGCCGACGUAUCGGAGUCUUUGGAGAAGAUGAGGACACUACUGGCAAAUCGUAUUCUGGACGCGAAUUUGAUGAUUUGCCUCCGUCGGAGCAGAAGGCGGCUUGCGCCAGAGCUCGUCUCUUCUCUCGUGUAGAACCGGCUCACAAAUCAAAGAUUGUGGAGUUUUUGCAAAGCAUGAACGAGAUCUCUGCUAUGACAGGUGAUGGUGUGAACGACGCUCCUGCUUUGAAGAAAGCCGAGAUCGGUAUUGCUAUGGGUUCUGGAACUGCAGUCGCGAAGUCGGCUUCUGAGAUGGUGUUGGCAGACGACAACUUUUCCUCCAUCGUAGCCGCUGUUGAAGAAGGUCGUGCCAUCUACAAUAACAUGAAACAAUUCAUUCGUUAUCUCAUUUCUUCCAACAUUGGCGAGGUCGUCAGUAUAUUCUUGACUGCCGCUCUUGGUCUUCCUGAAGCUCUGAUUCCGGUCCAACUUCUGUGGGUCAACUUGGUCACUGAUGGUCUUCCAGCCACCGCUCUUGGCUUCAAUCCACCCGAUUUGGACAUUAUGAGCAAGCCUCCUCGCAAGUCUGACGAAUCUUUGAUCUCUGGAUGGCUAUUUUUCCGCUACUUGGCUAUCGGUGGAUACGUAGGCGCUGCCACUGUCGGCUCGGCUGCUUGGUGGUUCAUGUACAGUCCGAAUGGACCUCAAAUGAACUACUACCAAGUGACUCAUCAUUUGUCGUGUCUUGGUGGCGGAGAGGAAUUCAAGGGCAUUAAUUGCAAAAUCUUCUCUGAUCCUCAUCCCAUGACUAUGGCUCUCUCUGUACUGGUCACUAUUGAAAUGUUAAACGCCAUGAACAGCUUGUCUGAGAAUCAGUCUCUCAUCACCAUGCCACCUUGGUCCAACUUGUGGCUCAUCGCUUCCAUGGCUCUUUCUUUCACACUCCAUUUCGUCAUCUUGUACAUCGAUGUUCUUUCGUCCGUGUUUCAAGUGACCCCGCUAACGGCUGAAGAAUGGGUUACUGUUAUGAAGUUCUCCAUUCCAGUGGUACUUCUCGACGAAACCUUGAAGUUCAUUGCCAGAAAGAUCACAGACGUGGCACCGCCAGUGACGCCAGUGAAAUAAAAGAUCAGAGGGGCUUAGGGCGAAUGCGAGAGACACCUAAUCGGCCGCAGCCGAGAAAUCGGCAACUCAGCACUCACACUACACUCACGAGCUGCUCGAAGAGACCGGAAGACGUCUUAUAACAGAAAAACAAACCCAUCCCACCCAAAUGCGCAACUAAAGUAUCCCCUCACAUCACGAUAAGCAUCAAUCGAUCUAUCCAUCAUCACACACGUACACGUUGCGCUUGGCACGUGCACGUUCUGUGCGCGGCGAUCGACGUAUACGAGAUCGAUCACCCGCAAGGAAAAAAAACAGAAAAACAAAAAAAAAACAGAGAACGAAUGUACGAGUAGUCUAUUGGUGAUUAGAGUAAUUGACACAUUACUGAUUUAUUACUGUUGUACGCGCCGGUAGUUUCUUAACGUUAUGAUAUUGUGAUGAUAAGGCAACUUUAAGGAUAUAUCGAUUCUACUUGAAUUGCGUCGAAAGCUGCUUUUUGUUUCGCGUGUCUCCGCUAACGAAACGAACGUUAAUUGUAAUUAGCAAUAUGUUCACAUUCAAAAAUACUCUUUUACAAAAAAAGAAAUUUAUAUUUGUGUGUGAGUUUAAUGCACAUCCCCCGAUAAAUCAGUAUCAUUCUAUAAAAUCAUGUACGUUAUAUAAUCGAUCUCGUUCCUUUAACGUAAAGAGUCCGUACAUUCGUUCGAGCAAAGCGCACCCAUCCAACCCAAUUAAUCCGAGAGGACCGAUCGUUUCAGACCGACGUAGUCGAGUUUGGAAAAGGCCCGAAGGUAGUGUUCGCUCGAACGCUCGAGCUUUUAAACAGCCGGUCGCUGUGAAACCUUUUCGUCUUUUAGUUCGACACCCCAGAUCUCCGGCGCGCUUUAAUCGCUCUUGGUGUGUGUUAUGUUGCAGUAAAUGAAGUGGUCGUCGACAAGUGGCAGUCAAAUUGAAUGGGUUCGUCGCGAGGCACAGAUCUUUACGCACUUCGCCGCCGAGCGCGCAAAAAGCUCAACCCGAUAAACCACAUACAAAAUAAAAUAAAAAAAUAAAAAAAAUAAAAAAAUUUACCAAAGCACAGACGAACGAACGAAAGCGUGAAUUAAAUCGGCGCGCUUGCGCACAAGCAUCGCAGAGUAACAGAACGCUACAAUAACAGCAGAAAAAACAGCAGCAGCAACAGUAGCAGCAGUUAGCAAGCAACGCUCUCGAAUAUAACCAACCUUACUAGGCUAACUACUACCCAAGUCGAACCCGCAGUUUCGGAAACUUCUUCGAUUCGCCAGCUAUAACAUGCGCUGCAACCACCUUGCCGCUGUCGCCGCUUCCUUUCUUCCCUCCCGGUCUUCUCUUCUUCCUGUCUCCGCAAAUGCGCGAGGAAUCGUUCGAGUCGAGGUCGUCGUCUGUCGAAACGACGAAAGCGAAGCGAACGAGCAGAGCUUUGGGAGAAAACUUUUUCAUCUUCCGGUGGCCACACUAACGUUCUUAACUCAACGACUGUGCCUUCUUAGAUCCGGUUGCGUCGACCGGUCGGUUAACGCUAAUCUUUUUUUUUUUUUUUUCGGCUAUCUUUCUCGUCCAUACGGGGUGUUAAGAAAAACGCGAAGACUGUUGUGAGAACCGUUGCACUCGCGAAAUCAAAUAGCAAAAUCGCAAAAAAAAAACGUGGCGGUACAAACUUUUUACGAGCUACAAUCAUUUUUAACACGAACGUUUUUAUAUUUUCUACAAGAAAUUGAAUAUUUUGAUCAAAAUCUAUGUUGUUUCGCAUGAACGACACGUUUUCACGCGUUUUUUAUUUAACACCUUGUAUCGAUGGAAUUUUAGUACGAGAUUAGCUAUAAAAAAAAAAAAAAGAAAACAAAACAAAAUCAAACUGCGUUGAUGCAGCUCAGUUUUAGGUUUUUCUUUAAUCGAGGAACGAUGCUGCUGAAUGUAGAUCGCGAGAAGGUGAAAGAGCGCUUGCCUUUUUUAACUUCCUUAAAACAAUCUUUUUUUAACACUCAGUUUGUUGACUCUCCCGCGGUUAACGCAUCAGUAUAACGUAACGGUCGCGUAACUCUUCUCUAUCCAAGUAACCGUUGAUUAAUUACGCUUCAAAAAGAGUCUGCGCUCACGACGACGAUCUUUUCCAAAAGUUUAAGCGAGGUCCGAAAAGUAAGAUUAUAUAUUCCGACGCGCGAGGAAAUGAGUUGAUCUUCUUAUUUUCUCUCUCUCUCUCUCUCUUUGUUUAAGUUCAUUCUCAUCUCUCUCUUUUUCUUUCCCGUCUAUCUUUGCUAUUUUUCUUCCUCCUUUUGUAUCGCUUUAUCGAUUUUGACACUCUGUUUUUUUCUUUUUUUUUUCCAUUUUCUUCUCCUGUCCCGUUGUUGUUUUCUUUCUUUUCCGUUCUAUUUUCUUUGCAAUAUGAAGAUUCCGCCGAGCAACAUCUUCCUCUAACAGACUCGACGGCUGUGCUCUCGGAUGUAUGAAAGAAAAAGGCAACAAUCUCCAUUUUCGAUCUGCUAACACGUACAAGGGGAGGUAGGGACAGCUAAGUCCUUUCCCUCUCACAUGAGUUGAAAAAUACACGAUGUUAUUUCUACGUUUGUCGUGUGUUUGUUGAUCUAUUAUUCAUGACACUCUCUGAUACGCGGUUAGGCCAAUUUCCGCACGAUAAUGAAGAUUGCCGCCUUCGAGAGAGUCUCUCUUCCUGUCUUCCGCGAGAGAAGAGAUCAUCGGAAGACCCCCCCCCCUUCGGUUUGAAACGACACAAACGCGACCCUUCUAUCAGGACUUUUUUCCCUCAAGUUUCCGGAAGACGUCAUAUCCCGCCCGUUCUCAAUGAACGCGAAGAUUAGGUGCUCCAAGUUUUCCCGCCAGCCACGAACGACGGAAUCCUCCGUAGCUUGAAACGUUCGGUUCGACGAGAAAAAGACCGUCACCCGUACCUGGAACGCUCAAUGAUGCCACAGUCCGUCCGCGCGCGCGCUCGCGUUUAUCCAGCGGACAAAUCGCGAGAAAAACAAAUAAAAAAAAGAAGAAAGAGUAAGACAUAGUGAGAGAGAGAGAGAGAGAGAGAGAACACUCUCGACGAGAUGAUGUUCGACGCUGAAGAGAGAGAUAAAGGGAGUGUGUGCGUCUCGAAUCUUAUCGCGUGAAAACGCGAACGAAGAACGAGGGACAACCUCGCACCACAUUUUGAAAAAUCUCCCGAGGAUUCUUGCGACUCGUUGCAACAUAUGGCGACUUGCACGUGAAGCUGCACAGCCGUCGGAGUCGUAUAGCGACUCGGAUGACGGACGAAGAAGAAGGUCGACCCGAUGAAGAGUCGUUCGGCUUCUCGGGACGAAUUGACGACGAGGAGGAGGAGGAGGAGGAAAAGGAGGAAGUCGAGCGGUGAACUCUGCGGGAACGAACGACGAGCAGUUUCGAGCAGCGACGUAACUUUCGCAACCGGAGGCUGCCGUGUUGAAAAGGGCGUUUCACGCUAAGUAAAUCGUCAACCUGACGUUUCUUUCGCACGAGCCGCGUAACGCGACUUUUUAGAAACACCUUCCUAAAAUGUAUCAUCUGCGGGAAAACAGUUGAAGCUAAAAAAAAAAAAAAAAAAAAUUUAUAUAAACCGUAGGAUUGUGUUCAAAGAGUCGAAAGUGUCUCGUGCGAGAAGAAGAAAAGAGCGGAGCGAGGGGUUCGUCGCCGGGGAGUCCGGUAUAAUCUCGCGAGAGUUAAUUAAUUGUAAAUAUCCGUCGCGCAUGCGGCGAUAUAUAUAAAACAGAGAGAUGUCAUAAAUAGUUAUAUAUAUACAUUAUAUAUAUAUAUAUUUUUUUUUUUCGCGUAAGAAGAAAAGCGCACAGAUGGACGCGUCGUCGCUGCGGACGAUAAUAAAUUAUUGUUAUUGAUAAUAUACUAUUACUAUUAUGACAAUUAUUAUUAUUAUUGAUUAUUAUUGUCAUCGCUACUAUUGUUAGUACUUAUUGUUAUCAGUAAAAACAAUCGCGCGUCACCGAUCGGGUGACAUGUAUUGUAUAAAUAUAUUGUCGUUGCGCGCGGAAAUCCCCUUCGUGAGCGCCAAGCUUCGAGCGAGAAGGAUUUGACCUGCCGAGGCUCGUGGUUUAAUGUCGGGAAUUUUCUUCUUUUUCUUAUUUAUCUCAAUUGAUCGUUGUUCGUGAUAACAAUAGAGGCGGAAUUAUCCACCUCGCGACGAUUCUGAUUGUUAACUUGAAGAAGAGAGAAAGAGACACAGAGCCGCGUCUCCGCUCGCUUCGUUGAUCGCGACCUCUCUUCGGUUGUUUUUUUUUUUUCUCGACCAAGACCGACGGGAGUUCUCGUUAUACGGCGGUAAAGAAUAAUUAAUGUACAACCGCUGUGUGGACGACUGAGUACAUUGCGAGCGUAGUCUCUCGCGUUUCUCGCGAAAAAAAAAAUCUCAUUAUCCGGGCCUUUCACGCGCGCCGCGAAACGGAUGUGCUACAUAUAUAUAUAUAUAUAUGUAUAUAUAUAUAUAUAUAUAUAGAACGUCAUUCUCGAUAUCACGAGCGUGUUAAACUUGUCAUGUUUGGAAACGAAAAAGAACGCGUUGUCGGAAGAAAACGGAGAUGGCGUCAUCGAAACGCGCGUUGGCUACUUUCUCGCUACAGUUUUGCUCCUGUUAUUAUCGUGUGCUGAUAUCUCUAGCGAUGUACAUCCCGCGCUCCUGAACUUUUCUAUUUCGUUUUGCCCCUUCUAGAAUGAGAGUAUUCUCUACCUCUCUCCAUCUUUCUCUCUCUCUCUCUCUCUCUCUCUCUCUCUCAUCCUUAUACAUCCUUGUACCGUUUUUCUUCGUUCUCGUCGCAGUUUCACAUUCGUCACAUCGCCGACCAUCGUCUCUCUCUCUGUCUCUCGUAGUCCUGUACUAAAUACACAACUAGCGAUUAAUUAAGAGUUAACGAUCCGCGACGCGAAGUUUGAGGAAUCGUCGCCGAGCUGCGAGAUUUCUUUGUCGACUUUUUAAACUCUCGCCGUGAAAAAGUAAGAUAAGUCAGAAACAACGAGCGACGGGUUUUAUUUUGGGAAACCGUUGCCGUUUCACGUCGGACAAACGACAAAUGUGUGUGUGUGUGAGAGAGUGUGUGUAUAUAUAUAUAUGUAUAUCAUUAUGUACAUUAUAUCUGUUAUAUAUAUUAUGUACAUACGUAUAUGUAUAUACAUCAGAAGAGGGCACAUCAUCUCAUGUGCUCGAAAAAGAAAAUUGCUCCGUAUCACACAUCGCCCGCGUCAUCCUAAUCGGUGAUACGUACGCAUACGUGCGCAUUGGUGGGGUGAUAAUUGAUCGGAUUCAAUGCGCGCGUAAAUUGCGUACGUUUCUCAAUCGUCCAUCCUGUAAUUAAAGUUUCGUCAUUUUUAAUGUAUGUUACUUAUAUCGUGGAGUGUAAUAUUCGUACUUGUAUAAAUAAUAAAAGGCAAUUGCCCGCGUUGACGCUCCAAUCGUUCUCGCUCGAAUCGUCCACGUUGGAGCAUACUUUUAAGAACGAAUUUCAUUAUUUUCUUCGAAAACGGUGAAACAAACCUUGCAUAUUUCUAAUGUACACCGACAGCUCUGUACGAAUAAAGGUUUGGAAAUAA